Molecule: messenger RNA, 571 nt
Organism: Ichthyophthirius multifiliis
Lineage: Eukaryota; Ciliophora; Oligohymenophorea; Hymenostomatida
Exons: 2
Biological process (GO): translation
Cellular component (GO): cytosolic small ribosomal subunit; ribosome
Molecular function (GO): structural constituent of ribosome
Source: RefSeq, a predicted model, not a curated record
UAAUGGGAAGUGGAAAACCUAGAGGUAUUAGAGCUGGUAGAAAGCUAUCAAGACAUAGAAAAGAUUAAAGAUGGGCAGAUAAUGAUUACAAUAAAAGAUUAUUAGGUUCAAGAUGGAAAAAUCCUUUUAUGGGAGCAUCUCAUGCCAAAGGAUUAGUAACAGAAAAAAUUGGUAUUGAAUCUAAAUAACCUAACUCUGCUGUCAGAAAGUGCGUAAGAGUUUUACUUAGAAAAAAUUCUAAAAAAAUUGCUGCAUUUGUUCCUUGGGAUGGUUGCCUUAACUUUUUGGCUGAAAAUGAUGAAGUUCUUGUUGCCGGACUUGGUAGAUAAGGUCAUGCUGUGGGUGAUAUUCCGGGUGUUAGAUUUAAAGUUGUUUCAGUCAAAGGUAUUUCUCUCAUAUCUUUAUUCAGAGGUAAGAAAUAAAAAUGAAAAGUGUAUCUUUUAACAAAAAAAAAAAAAUUUAAUAUAUUUAGAUAAAUAUAUUAUUAUUUUUAUUAUAUAUACUUUUAUAUUUUUUUUAACUUUUUUAUAAGUUUUUAUUUAAAUGUAAUUAAUAAUAUUUAUUAUUAUUU